ACUGCUCACAGCCCACGGGGCUCCUUCCAGCCUAAGCAGAAGGGAGCAGCUGACCUUGGGGACAAAAGAGUCACAUCCAUCACACGGGCAGCAAGAACAGAGCAAAGGCCCAUGCAGCUGCUCUUCUACACACCACAAGGUCACUCAGCAGCCACGCAGACAGAAAGCUCUGCUGCAGGGCUGUCACCCAGACUGAGUGACUCAGAGCAGGGCUAAAGCCUGCAACCCCUGGCACUCACCACUUCUCCCUCAAACCCUCCCUGCAAACUCAGGUCAGCACGCCCCGGCUGUGUGCACGAUGGGCGCAGCGAAGCAGCAGAACUGCACAACUUCUGCAAGCAUAGAAGGAGAGUCCGCCAGGGCAAUGUGUAUUCGAGGGGGCCCUGGGUAGUGCACUGUAAAACAGAUUAAGUCAUCUGCUAAACAUUUGUCAACACUGCUGUACACCAUUUACAAACUUUAAUAUAAAUAGCAAUAUUUUUCCACAUUCCUAAUAAGAGAUUAUACUAGCUUCUUGUUUACCAAAUAUUUCAAUGGGUUUUGUGCUUGGUUUCAAUGCCUCUCAGUAAACGUAUGAGAAGAAUAGGAAGGGAGGAAGGCAGACAAGUGAUUAAGGGUAAAAGAAAAACAAAACAAAACAAGAUAAAACUGCAGAAAGCAGAAAGAAAACGGCCACAAAGCAGAGAUUUAUCACCUGUCCCAAGAAUAAAUCUCUGGGUCUCAGAGCGUGCCUAGAGCAAACGUGACGCAACCCUGUGAACUCCAGUGCAGAACACUCCCAUUAACAGAACAGAAGCCAUCGGGGCAGCCAGCCUUACAGAAGAGGUCACGGCCAGGCCUGGGAACUGCUUAAGAAAAGAAAACACCCUAAACUUCAGCUCACUGCUUUGCUAAAUGCACAAAUGUGUCUCUUUUGAACCCAGCUCAAAGCUGAUCUCUGCGGAAGGACGCCUGAGUGCACUAAAAUAGCACUGCCCAGCUGCAGCACUGACAUUUGGAGUACAGCAGGCAGAGCAGCAAGGCACGGGGAGCAGCUCCUCAGCUCUGCACUCCGAAGCACACACCGACAGCUGAGGACAUCGAGGGAGGAACACACCAAUGAGCACGGCAGGGCAGCGCAGGAGGCUUCGCUGUGAGCAGGAGAAGCACAGCUACAAUGGACAGAGUUGGAUGCCUGCUCUCCCCAUGCUGAGCUCAGCGCUGGACAGACCCACUCUGCCCCACACCAGCCUGCAGAGGUCCCAAAAGCGAGGAAGGCACUGAGACCCUCUGAAAGCCACUGCCAUGCUCAGGAGAGCCCCUUCCUUUGAGCCAGGUCCGAGCAUACCACACAGGCUGCUAUCUCUAUUAGUUGCUUACUACCUUUUGCUACAGGAGCACCACUGAAGUUUCUCUGCCACUCUGUGCCCAGCAUUGCACUGAGCACACGGCCAGGCUCUGCUCCAAGGGCCGCACACAGACCCUGCUGCAGAGCACACCUCCAUCAGGGCUCUUCUAUCAGCCCUCUCUCAAAACGUCAGAGAGAAGCUUGGCAUGUUCUUCCUCACUGAUAAAUGACAUUUAGCAGUUCAGAAAAGAGUUCUGGAGAAAAUGACCACCAUCAAUCUUCUCUGACCCAGUAGCUGCAUUGCAUGUCUAUCAAACAGCAGCAUUAAUUUCCAUAAAUAGCUGAAAAUGUUCACUUAAUACUGCAGAAUACACUCAAGACAACAAAAACCCACUCCAGUAUGAGCGAGUGCCUGUCAGAGAGAGCUGGAUGCCCGACCAGGAUCAAAGACAUUGUAAGAUGUUCAAUUCCAGCACAAACUCCUCGGGAAGCAGCUGCAGUAACAGCACAGUAAUAACAAAGACAGUCAUUCCCCUGAUCUACUGCCUGAUUUUCGUGGUAGGGCUGCUGCUGAAUGGCGUGGCAGCAUGGAUCUUCCUGUGCAUCUCCAGCGAGAAGAGUUUUAUCGUCUAUCUCAAAAACAUCGUCGUCGCAGAUCUCCUGAUGAGUCUGACAUUUCCUUUCAAAAUUCUCGCCGACUCGGAAAUUGCACCUCCACAGCUCAACACGUUUGUGUGCAGGUACUCUGCUGUUGUUUUUUAUGCAAACAUGUAUAUUGGAAUAACGUUUUUUGGCCUCAUCGGUUUUGACAGGUACUACAAAAUCGUGAAGCCUUUAUUCACCUCCUUUGUCCACACGGCUCACUACAGUAAGGUUAUCUCUGUCAUCAUAUGGCUAUUGAUUAUGUUUAUCACGCUUCCAAAUAUGAUUUUAACUAACGAAAUCCCUAAAGCAAAUUAUUCCAGAACAUGCAUCGGUCUUAAAAGCGAACUUGGCAAACAGUGGCACAAGGUGUCCAGUUAUAUUUGUACAGGGAUUUUCUGGAUUGUUUUCCUCCUACUCAUCAUUUUUUACACUUCAAUCUCAAAAAAAAUAUACAGCUCCUACAAGAAAUUCAGACGGAACUCAGAGUUCACUAAGAGGAAAACCAGCCGUAAUAUAUUCACCAUCAUGUUCGUGUUUGUCCUCUGCUUCGUGCCGUACCACUUCUGCCGAAUCCCGUACACCCUGAGCCAGACCAGCUCACAGUUCGACUGCCGCUCGCAGAGAGCUCUGUUCCACGCCAAGGAGUUCACUCUGCUAUUAUCUGCUGCCAACGUCUGCCUCGACCCCAUUAUUUAUUUUUUCCUCUGCCAACCUUUUAGAGAAAGGCUGUAUCAAAAACUGCACCUCAAGCUGAAAACGUCAGGUGAGGCUGAAAUCACCAAAUCGAGGAGAUCAAACACGCUUCAGGAAAGCGUGAACAUUCUGUAAGUUCAGGUCUGUAGAAUAACACAGGCUUGAAAGUUGCCCCAGAAUGCAAACACUGACACUGCAGAAAGAAACUGAACAGGUGAUGACCAGCAAUAAACCGAAAAAGGUUUCAAGCACAAAAUACCAAGCAAUGUUCUCUAUAUAAAAAGUCUAUUGCAUGCUGUCGGUGUAUUUACUACGUGGCGUUUCAGCUGACUGUGACUGCACUGAGGUGCAUUGUGACCUAUCUGGAUCUCAGAAAAGAGUACCUGGAACAAAACAUUCUGGAGUGCCAGGCCACAGUUCUGAAAGAAUUAUCCCAGCCUUGAAGUGCCCUCAUUCCUCACGAAGCCAGGCAGGACACAUCUGAGGAGCAGCAGGGCAGCCCAAAGGGCCUGCGAACAACAGAUCAUCCCAGCUCAACCGGAGCAGACCCCUUGAAGCAACACGGUCAGCUCAGCUGGGCCUCCUGCCUCAGCCUCUGCCACGGAGAGCUCUCUGUGCAUUCACCAACUCAGACAGCAAAGCCUUUAAUGAAGUGCUCAAAUGCUUUAAUGACCUGCCAAAGAAAAGGCAGCUCUGUGCGUGUGUUGUGUAUAUAUAUGUGUGUGUGUGUGUGUAUAUAUAUAGGCAGUUGUGUAUGUGUAUAUAUAUGUAUACAUGAGGGAGUGAUCAAAUCCUCAAAGAUUUGCACAAAGCCUGAAAAAAAAAACAAAACAAAAAACAA
This is a messenger RNA of Lagopus muta (rock ptarmigan), 3506 nucleotides long. RefSeq names its product purinergic receptor P2Y14 (gene P2RY14). The transcript has 3 exons. NCBI's taxonomy places the organism in Eukaryota, Metazoa, Chordata, Aves, Galliformes, Phasianidae. Gene Ontology annotation, cellular component: membrane. Gene Ontology annotation, molecular function: G protein-coupled purinergic nucleotide receptor activity. The record is from RefSeq and is a predicted model, not a curated record. Gene Ontology annotation, biological process: G protein-coupled receptor signaling pathway. Bases 1757 to 2800 code for a protein of 347 amino acids.